Molecule: messenger RNA, 939 nt
Organism: Adineta steineri
Lineage: Eukaryota; Metazoa; Rotifera; Eurotatoria; Adinetida; Adinetidae
Source: the annotation of a GenBank genome assembly
AUGGAUAUGACAUUAUCUCGUGAAUUCUGGCAUUCUCAACUUGAAGGAUAUAAUCUCACACGUCAGUUAUCGUUACCUGCUGACCGACAACGUUCAUCAAUUAAUCAACAACGAUCAGGUUUAGCUUCUUCAGCUCAAAUCACUUUUGAUGAUGAAAUAUGUAGAUCAUUUCUCACCUAUGCAUCAACACAUCAUUUCACACUUUUUCAACUUGGAUUAUCUAUAUUUUAUGUCUUCCUAUUCAAAUUAACUCAUGGUGAGAUUGAUUUAUGUAUUUCUUCUAUCUAUGCUAAUCGAUAUCGAAGUGAACUAGUGAAUUUGAUUGGAAUGUUUGUAUCGACAUUACCAUAUCGUGUUGAACUUGAGCCCUAUUGGCCAUUUCAUGAAGUAGUUAAAUAUGUACAAGAAAAAUGUUUAUCAAUUCUUAAACAUUCUCAUUACCCACUUCAACAUAUUCUUGCUGAUUUGUAUCUUACUCAAUCGAAUGUAUCAUUUCUUGAAACAAUGUUUGAUUUUAUUACUGUGUCAAAAGAUGUCGAAUAUUUAUGUUUAAAUGAUACAGAUUUAGAACAAGUAUUGUUAGAACAAUCAGCUGAAGUGUCUAAAUUUGACUUUUCAUUAACAUUUCAAUACAAUUCAUUACCAGAUAACAGGAGAUUAUCAUGUAGUUUUGUUUGUUCACAUGAUUUAUUUGAAAAAUCAACUAUUUCAGAAAUAGGUCAUAGAUUUGAAUAUAUGUUUGAGCAACUAUUUCAAACACAAUCAAGUAACGUUCCUACGAUGAAUAUGAGUUCAUCGAUUAACAAUGUAUGUGUUAUUCUUCCCGAAGAAGCUGAAGAAAUGGAAUUAGUCGUGUUUUAUCGAUUAGAGAAUAUUGUGAAUGAAGGUAUGAUUGUAUACAGCUUGUCCUAUUGUUUUAUAAAAGUUGUAGUCAGCUAA